Molecule: messenger RNA, 927 nt
Organism: Fraxinus pennsylvanica
Lineage: Eukaryota; Viridiplantae; Streptophyta; Magnoliopsida; Lamiales; Oleaceae
Source: the annotation of a GenBank genome assembly
AUGACAAACCCAUUGUUUCUUAAGCAGUUUCAAGCUACUUAUGGAAAACCGCUGCUAGCUGCUAGGGAUUCUAAAUGUUCAGUUAAGGAUGCUGAAGCAGGUGCACUAGCCAUGGAAGCUCUGCACAAGCAGGUUAUGCCUUUCCUCUUACGCCGAACAAAAGAUGAAGUUUUGUCUGAUUUACCAGAGAAGAUCAUUCAGGAUAGAAAUUGUGACCUGAGUCCUGUACAGUUAAAACGAGAAAUCUCAAGUAUGGUUAAGGUAAAUGAAGAUAAAAGAGAGGGACCCAAAGCAUCUUCUCAUGUUUUCCAGGCACUUCAGUGCUUGUUAAAACUUUGUAGUCAUCUAUUGCUUGUCCUUGGUGAAUCAAUCCCGGAGUCACUCUUACCUCAUCUGACAGAACUCUUUCCUGCUAGUGCUGAAGGACCCAUUAGUGUUGGGCAGCAUCCAGUUCUCAUAUUUGCACAGCAUAAGGCCCUUUUGGACAUUAUUGAAAGAGAUUUGUUUCAUACCCAUAUGAAAAGUUGGUGGGCUUGGUUUGAAUCUGACAUCAGCAGAUACCCUGGUUUUUAUGGAGCAUGGCUGGAAUCCCAUGCGAGAUCACCAGGCAAUGGACAGGUAGGUCAGCGGAAAGUUGUCAAUGUUCACCGUCUCAUCAUGAGGGGCACCUUGGAAGAAAAAGUGAUGAGCCUCCAAAAGUUCAAAGUUUCGAUUGCUAAUGCCAUCAUCAAUGCAGAUAAUGCAAACGGCAAAAAGGGAACAAGAAAAUCAGUACGGUUGGAUGAAAACUCUGAAGGCGAUAAAAAAUCACCGGGUGGUGGCAAGGGACUUAAGGCCAUUCUUGGUGGACUAGAGGAACUUUGGGAUCAAUCACAGUACACUGAAGAAUAUAAUCUGAGCCAGUUUUUAGCAAAGCUAAAUGGCUGA